AUGAGUCCAGGAGAUUCCUCUAGUGAUGAGUUUGAUGAAGACGAUCAAGAGAUAUAUUCUUAAUUAGUUGUUGAUUAGUAUAAGUUAGGACUUAAAGAAGUGAGUCAUAAUAAAAAGGUUCUGACUCAGAAUUAUGAAUAUAGAGCAAAGCUAGACGCAUUCAAAAGAUUAGCAAAGUAAAUAUAAACAGAGAACAAUGACAGGAACUAUUUCAUCAUUCAUAUAGAGCAUGAGUAUUAAAGUCAAACUGCAGUCGAUUUUCACAUGAAGACAGUCAAGUUGAUGCCAAAUGAAAUACUUUUGAAAAGUUAAUUAGUUGGAAGCAAUACUUAUACAGUUGAUUUAGAGAUUGGAAUAAAUGAAACAAAGAUUAAGGAUAAAGUGGCAAGAUUUUGUAAGACUCAAAAGAUAAGUACUUCUGAUGAGGCAUCACUAACCAACUAUGUAUUAGUCACAGUUGAAGCUCAAAGAAUGGCUGUAGAAGCUAAGAAACUAAUCCUGGAAAUUUAAAACUUCAAAACUGAUGAUAUGCUCUAGGAAUUUCAUGGUCAAAAGCUACACUUAAUUAAUUCUGGGCAAGCAGGAAGGAGUAAUAGUAAAAAGAGUCAAAAUGAAGUAACUAAUGAUGCAUAAGCGCCUAAAGACUAUGAGAUAAUUUUUGAAAAAUUCAAAAAAUAUGUAGAUAGCAAGAAGGAAAUGUUGAUCACUAAAAUAUACAAUAGAAUGAAAGCUAAAGCCUUGCCUUAGAGAAUAUUUCAAAGACAUCAGACCUACGAGGAUAUCAGAAUGAAGUUGUACUCAAACUUAUAUAGUUCAGUAGAAUUAGUGCUAAAUGAAGGCUACAGAAUAAUUAAGAGGUAUAGAAAGCUUGAUUUUUAUCUUGAAAAAUUAGCAUUUGAUCGCAAAAAAGAAGUCACCAAGAAUAACAAGCAAAAAAAUAUGGCAUUAAAGAUUCUUAUGUAGAAGUAAAAGGACUUAGCGCCUAACUUUUAGAACUAAAGAAGGCCUCAGUCAAAUUUAAGAGGAGGAACCACUCUCGACUUCUACAACAACUAUAAUAGAAUAUCAAAUACUUUAGACGGCAGUCCAGACAAGUAAAGCAUUAACAAUAUAAAGAGUUAUCAGAAUACACCGUCUCCUGAUAAAUUAUAGGCAAAGAAGAGUAUUAUCUAUCAAAAUGAAUCUACACUGAUAUUUGAGGAUAGGCAAAAAGGUGAACUGAAAAAAAUGAUGAAUAUGUAGAACUCAAUGGAACUAGACAUGAGCACUAAGAUGGUUGUACCAGGUGGUAUAACUGCAAUGGGAUAUAGCUCUUAUAUGGGUGAAAAAAAAUCUUAAGGAGAUUAUACUGAGAAAAGUUAAAAAGAUAUGUUUAUUUAAUCAAGGGAGGCAUAGAGUUUGGACUUUAUCAUUAAAAGCUAUUGUUUACAAAAAUGA
Stylonychia lemnae is the source of this 1437-nucleotide messenger RNA. The record is from the annotation of a GenBank genome assembly. Lineage: Eukaryota; Ciliophora; Spirotrichea; Sporadotrichida; Oxytrichidae.